Racocetra fulgida is the source of this 171-nucleotide messenger RNA. The record is from the annotation of a GenBank genome assembly. NCBI's taxonomy places the organism in Eukaryota, Fungi, Glomeromycota, Glomeromycetes, Diversisporales, Gigasporaceae.
AUGUUUGAAGUAAAACAUGAAAAUGAUGAAUACAGACCUAUGAGCAGUAAUGAAACAGCCCUGGACUACGAUGAUAAGGUUGAUUUCUCUGAUAACGUUAGUAAUAACGAAAGUGAAGUAUUAUACUAUCAUCAAAGAGACAUUGAUAAUGGUGAAACUAAUAGAACUGGC